This is a messenger RNA of Aspergillus homomorphus CBS 101889, 1882 nucleotides long. RefSeq names its product putative oxysterol binding protein (Orp8). Gene Ontology annotation, biological process: piecemeal microautophagy of the nucleus; exocytosis; maintenance of cell polarity. The coding region runs from base 287 to 1564 and encodes 425 amino acids. The record is from RefSeq and is a predicted model, not a curated record. Lineage: Eukaryota; Fungi; Ascomycota; Eurotiomycetes; Eurotiales; Aspergillaceae. Gene Ontology annotation, cellular component: cytosol; intracellular membrane-bounded organelle; membrane. The transcript has 7 exons. Gene Ontology annotation, molecular function: sterol binding.
GGUGAUUGUCCUGAGAAACCCCGUACAAAGGGGUUGUUGUUGUCUUUGCUUGCAUCGACUCUUGUGUACUCCUGGCUGGUCCCUAAAAAGCAGCUCUUGCCCCCUGGCUCCGCUCAGUUCUUUCUUUCUCCCAACCUUUCUCGAGACCUUUCGGCCGAAGCACCCUUGCGCGAUACACUUAUAGUCUUCCUUAUCCAUCUUACCAUCGCCAAUAAGUACGCAUAGAGUAUCACCUCUCUCAUAUCAACUCGUAUCUCGCGGCUCAGCGCGGCGGCUCAGCUUCAACAUGUCCGCCACAGCCUCUACAUCUGAAAAAACGCCGGAUGAUUCAUCCAAGUUGAAGACAUUCUUGUCUAUCCUCAGAAAGUUCGUCGGAGUGGCUGACAUUGCCUCUGUCCGCUUCUCCCUGCCUGCACAUCUUCUGGAGCCAACGCCCAAUUUGGAAUACUGGAAUUACUUAGACAGACCGGAGGCUUUUGCAAGUAUCGGGCAGUCGGAUGACCCUUUAGGGCGUAUGCUCGAGGUUUUGAGAUUUUGGUUUACCAAAGACCUGAAGUACAUCAAGGGUAAGCCAUGUAAGCCUUAUAACUCGACACUCGGGGAGUUUUUCAGGUGCACCUGGGACGUGCAAAGUACACUUCCAAAAGUAUCGCCAGUUUCGACGGCCAAUGUCAUGGACACUGUUUCUAGCUCGAAGGACAGCAACGGCGAACUUGUCAAGGUAUGCUACCUGACAGAACAGACAUCCCAUCAUCCUCCAGUGUCAGCCUUCUACAUCGACUGUCCAGUGCGAGGCAUCACUGCCCGUGGCUUCGAUCAAAUCAGUGCCAAAUUCACAGGGACUAGCAUUCGAGUCACUCCUGGCCAGCACAACUUGGGCAUAUUCAUCAAUGUUCAAAGCAGGAACAAUGAGGAGUAUCACUUGACCCAUCCGGCUGCACAUCUAGGUGGGCUGUUAAGAGGAGCUCUGGCUGUCACAGUUUCAGAUACGUGCUACAUCACUUGCGCUCAGACGCGCACCAAGGUCAUUCUGCAAUAUCUGGAAGAAGGUUGGAUCGGCCGUGCUCAAAACAGGGUUGAGGGCGUCAUCUUCCGCUACAACCCCGACAGUGAUACUGUUACGAGAAUCAAAGACGUACCCCAUGGGGAUAUUCUUGCCAAGAUCAGCGGCUCCUGGCACGGGCAAUUGUUCUACACCUUGGCUGGCUCCAAUGAGGCGAAUCUAUUGAUUGACAUCACUCCUCUCUUUCCGGUUGCAAAGGCUCUGCCUCCUGAUGACGAGCAGCUCUCCAACGAAUCUCGAAAGUUCUGGUCAGGGGUCACUGAAGCCAUCUUGGACAAACGAUACAGCCAGGCAACCAAACUCAAGCAGGAUAUCGAGGAACGUCAGCGACAAAAGGCCGCCGAACGUCAGAAAUUGAACGAGACAUGGCAACCUCGGUUCUUCACUGGUGCAGUAACGCCCAUGGGUAAGCCUGAAUUAACUGAGGAAGGACUGAGGGUGCUUGAAGGGUUACAUAAUUGUGACUACAGAUUACCAGAGAGUGAGAUAACGGGCGCAUAAACACCAGAGAAAGGUUGACUGUAAUGACAACGCUCUCGACAGCUGGUUUCUGUUGUUUCAAUUGCUGUUGGUUUCAAACCUUGCGGCUCUGUUCUAUUCGCUGUUCCGCCUGUACGUGUUUUAGACCAGGUAUACAGGGUAUAUUGUCAGCUCGUGGGACUUGCUGAUCAAUUAUUUCUCCAGGGGAGAAUUGCUGAGUUCAGCAGAUGUUAUAUAUAGUACAAGGAUUACCCCGACUAGAUAGACAAUUCUAAUAUUACCAUGCGGCAGUCAGGAAGGGCUAGAGUCAGCCCACAAUCUCCUUCUGCGACUUACUGA